GUGGUGUGUGUGUGUGUGUGUGUGUGUGUGUGUGUGUGUGUGUGUUUGGGGGGGGAACACUGAGGCUUUCUGUUUCUAUUUCCCAGCCUCUCAGGGAUAUGAACCUGGAUGAACUGUGAAGUCCAAACUAUGUGGAUCCUUGGCAGCAGCGUGACUUUAAAAAAGAAAAGAAAAAAGUCGAUGAACGAUGAAGUCUGUGCUGGUCCUUCUGAUCCUCCUCUCUGUCAGAGGUUUCCUCUGGCAGCAGCAUGUUUCCGCACUUCAGGCCUCCACGGUACAGGUGAGGUAUGGGGAGGAUGCCAUCCUGCAGUGCCCCCUGAUGGACGCCUUCUCCAAUGUCUCCUCCAAUACCUCGUCCAAUACCUCCUCCAAUGCCUCCUCUAAUGCCUCCUCCAAUGCCUCCUCCAAUGCCUCCUCCAAUGCCUCCUCCAAUGCUUCCUCCAAUACUUCCUCCAAUGCCUCCUCUAAUACCUCCUUCAAUGCCUCCUCCGAUGCCUCCUCCAUCGGCCUCGGACAGUCCUUUGAGCCUGAAGCCAUCAGGCUGCACAACAAGAGUGUUUCCUCCAGUGCCUCCUCCAAUGCCUCCUCCAGUGUUUCCUCCAGUGCCUCCUCCAGUGUCUCCUCUAGUGCUUCCUCCAGUGCCUCCUCCAGUGCUUCCUCCACCCUCAGCUGGUACAGGAAGGCUGCAGGUCGGAGUCCAGAGCUGCUGCUCAGCUUCAGGUCUUCAGACGUCUCUAACGUGACGUACGGCCCUGGUGUUAGUCCAGAUAAAGUCUCAGCUUCAGUCGGCGGUUCGUUGCUGCUGCACGACUCCAGACUGAACGACUCAGCAGUUUAUUACUGUGGCUUGACUCGGGGAGAAGAGCAGAAGAAGAAGAGAGCAACGCCAUAGCAUUUUUUUUGGAAAUCAUGUUCCCUCUGAAGAUAGUUGAUUUUGCCAUUUUCUGUCAUGUUGAGACUCUUGAUCUCAGUUUUUACUUGUAUCUGAUUAUUUAUUUUUUUCAUGAUUUUUACAUUUGAUUUGAUGAUUUUAACCCUUUUAUUAUCAUUUUGAAUAUUGUCCAAUUAUACGACUUUUAUCUCGUGAUUUUUACUUAUAAUCUCAUUAUUUUGACUUGAUCCCACCACUUGUCAAUUAUUUUCUUAUCCAUGAUCAGAUUCAGUCUGUCAAUUAUAGUUUCUUACUUAAUGUUUUCUUUUAUAAUUGAUUCAGACUAUAGGUACGCCAAGUCUUACCUGAACACAACAUUUAUGUCAUCAGUCGUGUUGUCAUACAUUUCAAUUACUUUAUUAAAAUAUUUCGUUUUGUUAUA
Molecule: messenger RNA, 1313 nt
Organism: Gymnodraco acuticeps
Lineage: Eukaryota; Metazoa; Chordata; Actinopteri; Perciformes; Bathydraconidae
Gene: sid1
Product: secreted immunoglobulin domain 1
Exons: 4
Coding region: 188-892 (234 amino acids)
Source: RefSeq, a predicted model, not a curated record